Molecule: messenger RNA, 2175 nt
Organism: Myxozyma melibiosi
Lineage: Eukaryota; Fungi; Ascomycota; Lipomycetes; Lipomycetales; Lipomycetaceae
Product: MSF drug transporter
Exons: 2
Coding region: 373-2067 (564 amino acids)
Biological process (GO): transmembrane transport
Cellular component (GO): plasma membrane
Molecular function (GO): transmembrane transporter activity
Source: RefSeq, a predicted model, not a curated record
GUUUGUAGUUUACUGACACUGAUCAACCCAACACCAGCAUUAAACAUAACCAGAGAAUUCUUCACUUCCUCAUAAGAAGCAACUUCAGAAGCAACUGAGAAGACACAAUACAGUUCACACUAGUCCCAAUCCUGACAUCCGGUGGAAUCAGCCCGGUCCGUUCCGGCAAAGUUGACAGGCACGCGCCUCGCCACAGAGCCGCACGCGGUCCUGCCGAUGGGCGGAUCAUUUCCGUCGGAUGAAGAGAAUUCGAGUGAUUUGUUUGCUAUCCGAUGGCUGGAUUUGUAUAAAUAUAUAGCAGGCCGCUGCUGAGGAGUUUUGCAAUGAUAAAACACAGUACAGAAGCAGGAUUAGUUGAAUAAUAACACCGAGAUGAUUCUCCAAGACUUUGAUCUCGAGAAACUCGAAAAGUUGCAUACUGCUCCUAACCUGCACAGUUCCCCCUUCGACUUUGCCACGCUCGACAACUCCCCUGCCUCCUCCGCCCCGAUCUCGCGCUCAGUCUCCUACGCCGACAUCGACCACCUGCGCAUCCUCCCCACCACAAACACCUCAAAAAUCAGCCCGUUCUCGCUGCGCUAUGGACACUACAACUACUUCACGGCCGACGACAGCCACGAGGAGAUCGCGGACUUUACGCCGCAGCCAACCCACGUCGAUCUCGAGAAAUUCGUCGUCGGCUUCGACGGGCCUGAUGAUCCUUACUCGCCGCUGAAUUGGCCGCUGCGGAAAAAGAUAUACACGACGCUCGUGUAUUCGCUCUGCACUUUUGGGCCGCAAAUGUCCUCGUCGAUCUACGGAUCCGUGGCUUCGAAUAUCUCGACGCAGUUCGAUGAACCGACCUUGAUCUCGCUUUUGGGCGUCACCGUCUUCAUGAUCGGAAUCGGCCUAGGCCCCAUGCUCUUCGCCCCCGUCUCCGAGCUCUACGGCCGCAAGCGCGGCGUCAUCGUCCCCCUCUUCUUCUCCGGCAUCUUCGCCCUCGGCUGCGGCUUCUCGCAAAACUUCGCCACAAUCCUCAUCUGCCGCUUCUUCCAGGGUCUCUUUGGCGGCGCCCCCGUGGCCAACACCGGCGGCGUGCUCGGGGAUAUCUGGAAGCCUAGCAUGCGCGGCAUCGCGCUCGUGGGAUAUUCAUUUGUCGUCACGGGAGGACCGGCUGCCGCGCCGCUGAUCGGGGCCGCGCUGGGCACGUUAGGAGUUGAGAAGGGCUGGCGCUGGACGCAGUGGUUUUCAGCGAUAUACUUGCUGAGCGUGUUUGCGCUCGCGCAGAUCACGGUCUGCGAGACAUAUCACCCGCUGCUGCUGACCAAGAAAGCGCAGCGCAUGCGGCAGGAAACAGGCGAGUCGCGGUAUCAUUCGCGGCUGGAGGAGAUCGAAGUGACGCUCUACAAGAUCGUGACGAAGCACCUCUUGCGUCCGUUCACGAUGCUCUUCACGCCCAUCGUCUUCCUGCUCUCGUUCUACGGCUCCUUCGUCUACGGCGUGCUCUACCUCGCCAUCGUCGCCGUGCCAAUCGCGUUCAAAGACGUGCGCCAGUGGUCGACUGUCAUCUCCACCCUUCCCACCCUCGCCAUCGUCUUUGGCGUCUCCUGCGGCGGCGUGGGCAACGUCGCAGCUGCGCUGCACUACAGCAAAGUCCUCAAACGCACCGCCGGCGAACCCGUGCCCGAAGAACGCCUUGUGGCCAUGAAAUUCGGCUCGGUACUCAUGCCAAUCGGCCUCUUCAUCUUCGGCUGGACAGCUGACCCUUCCUACCCCUGGAUCGCGCCCGUCAUCGGCCUCGUCCUCGUCGCUGCGGGCUUCACCACAAUCUUCCAAGGCUGCCUAAACUACCUCAUCGACGCCUUCCCGCGCUACUCCGCCUCCGUCGUCGCGGCAACUACUUUCUCGCGUUCGCUCACGGCCGCGGGGUUUCCGAUCUUGGGACACGUCAUGUUCUCUGGGUUAGGAGUGAACUGGGGCGCGACGAUCGUGGGCUGUGUCGCCGUGCUGCUGGUGCCGAUUCCGUUUGUGUUUUAUUGUUUGGGCAAGAGGAUCCGUGGGAAGACACCGGUUGAUCUUCAGCUGUGAUCUUCUUUUUGCUUAAUUGUGUUUUGGUGUUUGGUGCAUAUUUUGGGAUUUCAUUCAUGGUUAUUGCAUUUUCGGACUACUUCACACAUCAUGACUUUUAAUAAACAU